Messenger RNA from Brugia malayi, 1869 nucleotides. RefSeq names its product Cell division protein (gene Bma-unc-61). The record is from RefSeq and is a predicted model, not a curated record. Gene Ontology annotation, molecular function: GTP binding; molecular adaptor activity; GTPase activity. Gene Ontology annotation, cellular component: septin ring; septin complex; microtubule cytoskeleton. The transcript is spliced from 14 exons. Gene Ontology annotation, biological process: cytoskeleton-dependent cytokinesis. Bases 1 to 1869 code for a protein of 622 amino acids. Lineage: Eukaryota; Metazoa; Nematoda; Chromadorea; Rhabditida; Onchocercidae.
AUGAAUUUGCUAUGCACAAAACUACCAAAACAUAAGUUAGUCCUAAACAAGAAAUCAAAAACAGCAAACUGGACUACUGCUACGAGAGAAUCGGAAAUAAGUGAUCACGAUAGAAGAAUUCUAAAAAAGAUUAAUCGACUUGACGGUGAAACUAGUUGUAGUAACAAUCUGGAGCGGACAUCGGUUCGUAGUAUCAUUGCUGGAUAUCAGCAAAGACAACUUUCAUCAAAACCGUCGUAUACUGCACAAGGAUUAUCUCCUGGAAAUUUGGUAGUUUUACGUGGAAAAGAAGAUAUUAGCAGCCAAAUAUCAUUAGAAUCAGAAGUUGUUGAGAGUAAAGUGCACACCGACAUUUUGCCUGUUGAAUCGAACGAAUUUCAGAAAGUUUUACCAAAAACAAACGAUAUGAUGGAGUCGAGGAAGCCAAUGGCGGCUCCACCUGCACCACCGCUACCACCAAUUCCAACUCAUUUGAAAAAUUCCCAGCUUAAGUUACUAAAUGGUGAUAGUGGAUCUUCACCGAUAUCAUCAAGUUUUUCCAAUGGCAUCCACAAGAGGACAUUAACAACUAUAACUUCAGCUUCAGGUUCAACUCAAGAUUCUAGCAAGCAUGAAACAACGGAUGCAAAGUUCGUCCCAAAAGGCAUGAUUUCUCAAAAAUUUAAUGUAUCUGGAAGUACCACAGAGGAAUUUCGGACACUGAAAUUGAAUGGGCAUGUUGGAUUUGAUUCGCUUCCGCAUCAGUUGGUUCGGAAAUGCACUGAACGAGGGUUUCAAUUCAAUCUGAUGUGUGUUGGUGAAACAGGCAUGGGUAAAACAACACUGAUCGAAUCUCUGUUCAAUAUGAAACUUGAAUUUCAUCCUUGUAAUAAUGAACUUAAGACUGUAGAACUACUUUCCAGGACUUAUGAUGUUGUGGAAGGUGGAAUUAGGCUCAAGUUGACCAUUGUUGAAACAGCUGGAUUUGGUGACCAGCUUGAUAAAGAUAAAAGCGCUCAAGUAAUCGUUGAUUUUAUUAAUGAACAAUUCGAAAAAUAUUUAAAAGAAGAGUUGAAAAUCAAACGUUGUUUGGAUUAUUACGAUGAUACACGUAUCCACGCUUGUCUUUACUUCAUAUCACCUACAGGACAUGGACUCAAAGCACUCGAUGUCGUAACACUGCAACGGCUUGCAGAACGGGUCAAUGUCAUACCCGUGAUUGCAAAAGCUGAUACCACCUGCAAAGAUGAACUUAUAAGAUUCAAAAGCAAAAUUUUAAGUGAGUUACGAAGUCACAAUAUUCCCAUCUAUCAGUUUCCGACUGACGACGAGACGGUACGAGCAAUAAAUACGGAAUUAAAUCAGCUUGUGCCAUAUGCUGUUGUGGGCAGUACUGAUUUUGUUAAAAAAGAGAACGGUAAGAUGGUUCGAGCACGUCGUUAUCCUUGGGGAAUGGUUGAAGUCGAAAAUGAGGAACACUGCGAUUUUGUCAAAUUACGUGAGGCAGUAUUGCGCACGAACGUGGAUGCAUUGCGUGAGCGGACACAUAGAGUACUGUAUGAAGCAUAUCGUCGUGAACGUUUACGUGCAAUGAAGUUUGGUGAUGGUGAUACAGGACCUAAAAUGAUGGAAGCUUUCGCACAGAAGCAGCGUGAAUUCAUUGAUGAAAUGGCAAAUAGAGAUACUGUUUUCCGUGAUGAAUUCGCUACACGUGUCAAGAAGAAGGAAGAAGAAAUGAAAAGAAGGGAAGAAUUGCUAAAUUUACGAGCCAAAAAGAUUAGCGAGAAUUUUGAAGAAGAAUUACGACGUAUCGAAUCACAAAUGCAUACAUUAUUGGAAGAAAAAGCGAAAUAUGAAUUGAAAACAGCUGGGAAAAAAGCGAAGAAGUAA